Molecule: messenger RNA, 7417 nt
Organism: Crotalus tigris (Tiger rattlesnake)
Lineage: Eukaryota; Metazoa; Chordata; Lepidosauria; Squamata; Viperidae
Gene: GALNT14
Product: polypeptide N-acetylgalactosaminyltransferase 14
Exons: 15
Coding region: 3517-5175 (552 amino acids)
Cellular component (GO): Golgi apparatus
Source: RefSeq, a predicted model, not a curated record
ACAUCUUUUUUACCUGGAUAUAUUUUUAAAUUUUAUUAUCUCUUAUCCAACCAUUAUUUAGUACAGUCUAGUUUUCAAGGAGCCUUUAAAUUAUCUAAAGAAGUUACAGAGAAAAACAUGUGUAUCAUUUCCAUUUUGGAGAAUAUCUUUGUGAGAUUUGAAGUUGGGUGCAAACCUAAUAAACAGAAUGGAGCAUAACGUGUAGCAAGGGAAAAUAUAAGACUGAGAACUAAACACUUAGCAUCCUUUCUCCAAGUAGUAGAAACUCAUGAUGAAACAUUCUCUAUGUUUGGAUGAUUAUCCAGUCAGUCAGGAUUCCUUCUGUCCCAUUGUUUUUGUGUAUCUCCACAAACCAUCUGCCUGAUUUUCUAUAGCUCUUCCAAGAGUGAAAUAAUAUAUUUUCGGGUUUUAGAAAAGUCUAGAUUUAUUUUUGUCACUUGACAGAGAACCCAUUUUGGGCAGCUAUCUAACAACUUAAAGUAGAUUGAUUUAUCCAAUGUACAUCUCUAAAAACAAAUAAAUAUGGUCUAGAAACUUGCUUGUUUCUCUCUCAAGGUUACUGCCACAAACACUUAGCUAUGAGGUGUUCCACCUGUUGGUAUUUUUUAGGUUUUCUGGAAAGAGAUUUGUUUCCUGUUGAAGAUUUUAUUUUUAAGUGUUUGUGACAGCUCUAAAAGCUCAUAUCCUCCUUUCCUAAUCCAGUAAUUAAAUUCCACCUACCUGAAUUUCCCCCUGCUGUUUCAGUUGAGCAAAUUAAUCUUCAUACUAUAUUUUAACUGUAAUUGGAAAUUUUAAACAGCUGUUUUUGUUAAAGUAAGAGAUAAAAUAUAAAAGCUACUGUAUCUUGGGUGUGGAAAGCAUGUCAUUUCUCUCAACAAAGUGUUUGGAUGUUCUUUCUCUGUUUAAUUUGUUUAAUUUAUGCAAAAAAGGCACCCCAUAUCUUGCUACAAAUUUUCACAAUAACAAAUAGUGUAGCAAAAUAGGUCUAUGUGGAAGUAAACAAAAUAAAUAAAAGUUGUGCGGAGUUGCUGGGAAAAAUGAUUUUUUAAAACUUUCCUAUCAAUUAAUUUUUUUCUCAACAAUUUAUUCUUUCUAAAGCAUAGAAUGAUUGUUUGACACUAAAAUAUAAACUGUCUCUGCACACACUAUUAUAUGUGAUUUCACUGUGUUUUCAUUUGGUAACAUUGAUAAAAUGUAACUUUAAAAACAAUGGAAAAAAACCACAAAAAUUGCUAUUGCCCAAAAAAAUAAAGUGAGCCCCUUUUCUACUCACUUUAGGUCUUUAAAGGAAGAAUUGUCUCCAGGCAAACAAGUAAGGAAGUGCUUUUAAGCUGGAAAUCAUAGUUGGAUCCUCCUUAUAGUAGUGGAUGUAUCAAAAGCCUUGCACAACUAUUACAAAAAAUAUUAAACACAAAAAACCUCUGUGCACUGGAAAUUCUAGGUAUCUUCAGCACACACCAAACAGUUGUCAAUUGUUGCUAGUUAUUGCAGAAAAAUCACAAAAUGUUGUUAGAGGAGGCAGAAAGUAGAUCUGGUGCAUCUCUAGAUAAUUUACUAUUGAUUGGCUAUUACUAAGUAGAUGUUGGAGCAUCCUAAAGCCAUCUGCCUCAGCAUGAAUGUUAAAUGGCAACUGUGCGAACUGUAGUUUAGAUUACAGAACUAGAAGUUUUGUUGAUCUUGCUUAUACACCAACCAGGAUUUUAGAUUUCCAAUUAUUUAACAAUAAGAGUAACAAUACAACUCCUCUUCCCCCAAAUACUGUUGCUGAAAUAACGCUAGUAAUAAAAUGGAUAACUGGGAUGAGAUUUUUUGUGCAAAAAGGUGUGUGAGCCCCAUCUGAUUUUGCUAUUCAAAUAACAUUUCUGACUUAAAAGUCUUUUAAUUCUGAAUAAAUGACUUUUGAGCAGACAAGAUGCCACAAGCCUGGAGUCUGCCAGCCCUACCUAAGAAUUAUCAAGAUGUGCCUCCACCAGGCAGCCUCUCUUCUUGUGCUUCUUCCUUUUGCUUCAGGGACCACCAGGAGAAGGUUAUGCAAAGAUGUACUCCAGAUACAGGCAGCAACUUGCAAUACAGGGUAUUUCUCUUUCUCUUCUGUCCACACCUCCCCCAAAGGGGAAUCAGGCAGGAGAAUUUUUUUUUCCCUUCAACCUCUCAUGAAGGGAGGCGUGAAUAUUACUGCCUGCCGCGGAGCAAAGCGGGAGAAUUAUUUUUAUAUAGACUGUCCUGCCUACCCAUUGGUGUAAUAACUGGCAAAGGAUAGACGGGGGCGGAACGAGGAACCGCCAAAAUUGCGCAACUUGAGGCUAUUGUUUCCCUCGCGAGCUUAAUCUUGAAAUAACUUUAGCUGACUCGCACCGAGAGGAUGGCUGCUCGGGGCCCCGUUUCGAGGUAAUCUGACACAAACGCGCAGGGCAUCGCGCUAUUCGCCCCGAGUUACUCUUCGUCCCGAUCCUCUGAAGCAGGGCCCCAUCGACGCAAAGGAAAUCCCAUCUGUGUGAAUGGCAGUCAGCAACCGUAGGAUCGCGAAUUGUUGCCCCUUCAGCUAACAGCGCCUUUUCCCCUCAUAGACAGCUUUCCUCUUUCCUCCUGCCCGAGCCGGGUCGGGCAUUUCUCACCGAACUCGCUCCAAAGUUGCCGCGUUUGGCCCCCUCAACCCAGUCAGCCGAGUCCACCGGCCCCGGAGUGAAGCCGGCCUUCUUGAGCUUACCCCCUCGCUCGCCGCCAAUCCCCGCCGGAACCUCCUUCGGCUCCGGCUAUCUCAUCCUCGCGGGGAGCUGCCAGCACUGCGCGGCGACAGCUGCGGCAAGCGAAGCGGAGGCAGGAGGCGGCUCGCGAGGCAGCCCUUCCCGGCGGGCGAGCUUGACCUGGGUGGGGGAUAAAUAGGCAAGGCGAAGCGCGCCACCCGCGCCUGCCUCUCCAUUCGCCCCGAGAAGCGUGUGGUGGGCAGGGAACCCUGGGCUACUCUUCCCAGGGCAGGAGGAAGCACGGCGGACCGAUCUGCGGGCGGGAUUUCAUCCGAAAUCGGUGCCAGCAGAGGCGGGGGUAGAAGCUCUCCCGCUCUGGCCAGUGGCUUGAGCCACGAGGGAUCCCUUCUCUUGGCGCCCGGGAACCGGCAGCAGGCAGAGCCGCCGGUGUACCUCUCUGCUCCGAUCCCGCGGCAGGAAGACCCAUCCGCUCCGUUUCCCCACCCACGGCGCCUCCCCCUCCAGCUUCCUCCUCCCUGGCCCGCCAACCCCACGCAGGGAGGACGGUCCGGGACUGCCAGCUCCGCUUGUAGACCCCUCCCGCUCCUCUUCCUCCUCUCCCGGGCUGCUCCGGGGGGGGGGAGGUGUUACUUCGCCGUGCCCCCUCGCGGGUCUAGCCUGAACUCAUCCCGCCGGCAGCGCUCUCGCCCGCUAAGAGGGGCGGGAAGCGUUGCCCGUCAGCUCCAACCCCGCCCCGCCUCCCCGCUUUUCCAAAGCCAGGCAGACUUUUCUCUCCCCCUCCGCCGCUUCCCUCCUCUUCCCCAAACUCAAGAUGAGGCGGAUGAGUCGGCGGCUGGCGUUGUCUCUCCUGGGGAUUUUGUGGAUCGCCGCUCUCGUCCUCUUCCUCGGGGCCCGGAGGAAGUUGGAAGCGGCGGGAGCCGAAGGGCGGCAGACGCCAAAGGAUUCCGACAUUGAUUGGGAUGAUCUUUGGGAUCAAUUUGAAGAAAGAAAAUAUCUGAGUGUUCGGAGAUGGAAAGGCGGAGAGGAUCCAUAUCGACUGUAUGCCUUUAACCAACGGGAGAGUGAACGGAUGCCCAGUGAUCGUGCCAUCCAUGAUACUAGACACCACAGGUGUACUACUUUACACUAUCGUACAGAUCUGCCACCAACCAGCAUCAUUAUCACCUUCCAUAAUGAAGCUCGGUCUACAUUGUUGAGGACAAUAAGAAGUGUGCUGAACCGAACCCCGGUGCAUCUGGUCCAUGAAAUCCUAUUAGUAGAUGACUUCAGCGAUGAUCCGGAUGAUUGCCGUUUGCUGAUCAAGCUCCCCAAAGUGAAAUGCCUGCGUAACAGUAGAAGAGAAGGUUUGAUCCGUUCCCGCAUUCGAGGAGCAGAUGUGGCCCAGGCAGGGGUUCUUACCUUUCUAGACAGUCACUGUGAGGUGAACAAGGAUUGGCUGCUUCCUCUUUUGCAGAGGAUCAAAGAGGAUCCAAGCCAUGUGGUGAGUCCAGUUAUUGAUAUAAUCAAUUUGGACACCUUUGCUUAUGUGGCAGCUUCUUCAGAUCUAAGAGGAGGAUUUGACUGGAGUCUUCAUUUUAAAUGGGAGCAACUUUCUCUAGAGCAAAAAGCCAAGAGAUCAGAUCCCACAGAGCCCAUCAAGACUCCUAUCAUUGCUGGAGGGCUUUUUGUAAUUGACAAGGCCUGGUUCAACCAUCUGGGAAAAUAUGAUGCUGCAAUGGACAUCUGGGGUGGGGAAAAUUUUGAGAUCUCUUUCCGAGUGUGGAUGUGUGGCGGAAGCUUGGAAAUCAUCCCUUGCAGUCGGGUUGGACAUGUCUUCCGGAAGAAGCAUCCUUACAUCUUCCCAGAAGGAAAUGCCAACACUUAUAUAAAAAACACCAAGCGCACAGCAGAAGUGUGGAUGGAUGAAUACAAGCAAUACUAUUAUGCAGCCCGGCCUGCAGCUCAAGGGAGACCAUAUGGAGACAUUCAAAGCAGAGUGGAACUGAGAAAGACCUUGAAAUGUCACACAUUCAAGUGGUAUUUGGAAAAUGUCUAUCCAGAGCUUAGAAUUCCUGAGGAAUCACUGUACCAGACAGGAAUGAUUCGGCAGAGACAGAGAUGUCUAGAGUCCCAGAAAAAUGAAGGACAGGAAUUCCCAAUGGUCCUCUUAAAUCCCUGCAUCACCAGCAAAAGUGCAGCAGCGAUGGCACAGGAAUGGACGUAUACAUAUAACCAGCAAAUCCACUUUCAACAAUUAUGCUUGUCCAUACAUACCCUCUUUCCAGGUUCCCAGGUGAUGCUUUUGCCUUGCAAAGAAGGGGAUGGCAAGCAGCGCUGGAAUAAAGUUGGUUCUCACAUUGAGCACAUGGCUACCCGCUAUUGCCUGGACACAGAAAUGGUGGGAGAUAGCAGUGAGAGCAUGAGAGAAGUGGUCAUUAACCCCUGUGAAAGCACAGCAAUGAGUCAGCGGUGGGAAAUGGUGAUGUCCUGAACUCAUCUAUCAAUUCACCAUCAAGCUCAUCUGGAAGGACCUUUGUCAGAAAUUGGCAAGGCUGUUGUCCAGUAUAGGGGUUGGUAUGGGCUUGCUUUUCUGUGGGGCAGGUCAAAGAAUAAGAACAUGCAGUUGUGCUGAUGUUGAAGAAAGGCUCACAAGUGCUGGCUUUAAGACCAGAGUAGUAACUAUUCCAGGUUGGGGGUGAUAUGUGUGUACUGUUAAGAACAUCACAAUGUAAUCUAGAAAUAUCUUUUGGUAACAUUCAUCUGUUAGCUGAAGCACAAUAUGACCUUGUUUUUGAGAAGGAAACUUUCUGAAAUUGAUAAUUUAAUUGUCUUUGUUACCAAGGUUAUUGAAAAUCCUCAGAAAAUAAUAAGCGAGCAAGAUGAUUCUAAUGGAAGAGAAAUGAAGAAAAGAGAAGCUAAAUCUUGUAAAAGCACAUGAAUGGUCAUGGUGGGAAUGAUUAGGAAGGGCCAACAAAUCUUGCACUUUGAAUUGGUAUAACUAAGCACAUCUCUGAAAUAAGUUUGAAAUAAGCUAUAUUGCACAUGAGAAUUUGAAUGUGAACCCUGUUUUUGUGCAAUAGAGAUUGUAUGUAGUGUGAUUAAAAUCAAUGCGUGUAAGAGAGGGGGAGGGAAAUUGAAGAAGAAAGUGAAAUAUUGGAUUUUUCUUCAACUGAUUAUGUGUGUAUGAAGGGGAAAAAAAGAAAUAUUUAUCCUAACUUCAGUGCAAGGUUUCUUUCAGAAAUGGAAAUAUAUAAGGACCCUUGUCCAGAAAUCAUGAAUGUCCCCUGGAAAGGGAGGGAAGACAAGAUUCUCCAUUCUAACUCAGCAGAGGGCAUACAUUCAGCAUAUAACUGGCCCUACAUCCUCUCACUUGCCCAGAACUGAUAUGAAGAAGGACCAGGAGAAUACAAAGUGGAUGGUAGAUGGACAGUAGCUUGUCAUUUCCUUCCAUUUUCUCAGAUGGCCUGGGGGAAAAAAUGACAUAGUGAUCACCUCUAAGGUCCAACUUGUCAAUUUAUGGUAUUAGUUAUAUCUUGUUUUCUUGUCGAUUUUCCCCCUCUUCGCCUACCCUAUCAAGACUGAACAUUUGAGCUAACUAACUAUAGAUAAUUUACAGAAACUUGAAGAAGAGAAGAUCACAUUACUUGCAGAUACACUUUUGUUAUUUUUGUUUUGCUGACAGCAUUGUCUCUGAGUUGGGUGGGAGGAGGUUGUUAAAUAAGAGCAGCAACAAUUUUAGCAAAAUCACUGGAUAGUGUUUAGAUCAGAAGAUCAUAGAAGCAUAGGAAGGAAAGUGAAUUUUACAGUGCAGAAAUCUAUGAUGCCACUGAAAUCAGAAGAAGCCCAAGAUAUGAAUAUUGAUUUGUGGUAGAAAGUACACAAAAUUUAGCUGAACCCCAAAUUGACCAAAACCUGGGUCUUAAUGAAACAAAGCAGAAUUCUCAGAGUAGCUGAAACUGACCUAGGAGUCUUAUUGAAUGAUUUCAUGCUUUGUGGCAUUACAGAAAAUUGGUUCCAUGCUUGCAAAAAGAAAAUAAAAGUUGCAUUUCUCUAUUAAAAAGCAGGAUGGGGAAAUAGGAAGGAAAAGGAUGGGGGAAGUGUUGAGUUAGUUGCGAUUUUCCAAUCUGCCAGCUGAUUAAAGACUUACAAGAAACCAGGAUAUGCUAAAAAGAACAAUAAGGUUUCUUGCAAUGUGUUGGUUCACUUUUAAGGGCCAUAAGAAAUCAUCUCCACAUUCGUACGUCAAUAGAUGAACGUUAACUGUUUUAAGUAUAUAGGAAGCAUUGUUUAAACUAGUGCUCUCUUCAGCACAUACCAUUUAAUUCUGCAAAUAACAAUAAUGAUCCCUCCAUCUAUAUGCUUAUUGUGUGUAUUUCUAGACAAAGAUUACUUCUAAAAUGUCAGCCUGGUGCCUUCUAUAUAUGUUGAAGCUAAUCCUGUCUUGCAGUUAGGGGCACUGAAAUACUGGGCAGAGGAAGCCUGCAAAAGGUAACACUGGUGCUGUCACACAGUCCUUUCUAAUCCAAACAAAAAACCUUCUGCCUGUGUGUGUCGUGAGUUAUUCGUGCCUCUAUUUGAGAAGGCGGAUUAACACUUUUCAUUAUUCCAUUUCUGGGAUCUCAGACGAACCUAAAGCCACCUGCUGUUUAUAAUUGUAAUGUGAGUUUCAUGAUUUAAAAACCUUGGAAUAAGAAAAAUUUUCAUAUCAUAAAAGUAAUAUUUUGCUAUUUGAA